UCUGGCAUGUUGCUCUUAGCCAAUGUCUUUCUAAGCCUAUGGCUUUCUACUGCCAAAGGAGAAGUGAAACCUUGUGAUUUUCCACAUAUCAAAAAUGGAGGUCUAUAUCAUGAGGGGAAAUACAGAGCAUACUUCCCAGCAUCUGUAGGAAAGCAGUUCAGCUAUUACUGCAAGAGAGGAUUUGUGAUUCAUUCAGGGACACACUGGGGCUACAUUCGCUGCACCACACAAGGUUGGGAGCCUGCAGUCCCGUGCCUCAGGCAAUGUAGUUUCCCUUAUGUGGACCAUGGUGUACUUUUAGAACGGAAAGCCAGCUACGUACAGGACCAGUCUGCAAAAGUCAAGUGUUACUCUGGAUACAGACUUCCAAAUGGUCAGGACACAAUUACAUGUACAGAGAAUGGCUGGUCUCCUCAACCCAAAUGCAUCCGUGUCAAGACAUGUUUAAAGUCAGAUAUAGAAAUUGAGAACGGGUCUCUUUCUGAAUCUGAUCUUACAUAUGCUCUAAAUAAAACAACACAGUAUAGGUGCAAAGAGGGGUAUGUAACACCGAAUGGAGAAACAUCAGGAACAAUUACCUGCCUCCAAAGCGGAUGGUCGUCUCAACCCUCGUGCAUCAAGUCUUGUGACAGGCCUGUAUUUGAGAAUGCUGGAACUGAAAAUAACAGAACAUGGUUUAAACUCAACGACAAAUUAGACUAUGAAUGCCAUGUUGGAUAUGAAAGCAUACAUAAAGAUACCAAGGGCUCCAUAACAUGUAAUUAUGAUGGAUGGUCUGAUAUUCCUUCAUGUUAUGAUUCGACAAAGACAUGUGGACCUCCUCCACCUAUUGACAAUGGAGACAUCACCUCCUUCCCUCUACCAGUAUAUGCACCAUUAUCUUCAGUUGAAUAUCAGUGCCAGUCCUUGUACCGACUGCAGGGCAACAAGAAAAUAACGUGUAGAAAUGGAGAAUGGUCAGAGAAGCCAAAAUGUUUACAUCCGUGUAUAGUAUCAGAAGGAAUUUUGGAAACGCAUAACAUAAUUUUCAGAUGGAGAGAAAAACAAAAGCGGUAUUACGAAUCAGGAGAGAUGCAAGAAUUUAGGUGCAAAAAUGGAUAUCAUCUGGCAGCGUCUCAAACAUUAAAUCCAGUGUGCAAUGAUGGUCACAUUGUUUACCCCACUUGCACAAAAUCACAUUAAAAGCAUUAAUAGAAUUUAGUCAUGCACGUUUGUUCAGUUAAGGUGCAUGCAGACUAUCAAUAAUUUCGAAUUUACUUGUGAAGUAUUGUUUAACUCCACUUUAUUCAUAAGUAUAAGCUUAUAUUGAUAUAUGAGCUUAUUCGAAGUUCCCAAAACAUGAUGAUGUGUCUUAGCACAAAGAUCAGUGACAAGGAAAUAGAUUUAAUUACUUCCCUAUCUGUCUCUGUCCACCAUUUUUUCCAAAGCUUCUUGUAGACCUUUUGAUGUAAGCCUCGGUGAACACAAGACAUAAUUGCCUCAGUCUUUAAAAUGUACCAUUUCACAAAUAUGAAAGAACAAAACAUCAUAUUUUAUAUUACUAACAAAUGUAAAUGAUUUGUGUAUGUUUUGCUCUUGUUGCUAAUUAAUAAAUAGGAAGAAUUUUGUGAAUGAACUUCCAAAUAUACCACUUUUUAAAUAUUCAAACAAUUAUAUGAAAGCCUUAAAUAUUAAUUGGGCAUGAGUAUAUUCACUAUCAGAAUAUUGAUAUUUAAAACCUCUGAAGAUUUUGUAUAACACAAAUAGGCAAUUGUGCCCCAAAAUAAUAAAGAUACAUUUGAUGG
This is a messenger RNA of Phodopus roborovskii (desert hamster), 1784 nucleotides long. RefSeq names its product complement factor H-related protein 4. Lineage: Eukaryota; Metazoa; Chordata; Mammalia; Rodentia; Cricetidae. The transcript is spliced from 7 exons. The coding region runs from base 7 to 1182 and encodes 391 amino acids. The record is from RefSeq and is a predicted model, not a curated record.